AUGUCCUACCAUCAUCAAAUCGAAUCACUGGCCCAGUAUUAUGUGCAGCCUCAGCCCAUGCUCUGCCUUGCUCUACUACUUCACCAAUUGGGAGAUGAAGUGCUUACCGUCCGUGAGAAACGUGAGGAUUUGAGGCAGCAAUGGCCGAGCGACCUCACCAUGCAGCAAUUCGCCGAGAUAAGCUUAACAUUCUCCGAUCACGGCAAAUGA
Penicillium concentricum is the source of this 210-nucleotide messenger RNA. RefSeq lists its product as uncharacterized. The transcript has a single exon. The record is from RefSeq and is a predicted model, not a curated record. Lineage: Eukaryota; Fungi; Ascomycota; Eurotiomycetes; Eurotiales; Aspergillaceae. Bases 1 to 210 code for a protein of 69 amino acids.